Diaporthe citri is the source of this 777-nucleotide messenger RNA. RefSeq lists its product as uncharacterized. NCBI's taxonomy places the organism in Eukaryota, Fungi, Ascomycota, Sordariomycetes, Diaporthales, Diaporthaceae. The transcript has a single exon. The record is from RefSeq and is a predicted model, not a curated record. The coding region runs from base 1 to 777 and encodes 258 amino acids.
AUGCAUACCGUACUCAUCGUGGGUGGCCACGGAAAAGUGGCCCUCGAGAUCACCAAGAUCCUAGUCGCGGAGAAUGAGCCAGCCUACUCCGUCCACAGCCUAAUCCGCAACCCAGACCAGUCGGGCGAGCUCGAGAAGCUCGGCACGCAGCCCAUCGUCCAGGACGUCGAGAAGGCCACAGUCCCCGAGCUCCUCGGCACACUGAGCCGCGUGAAACCAGAUGUCGUCGUCUGGGCCGCGGGGGCCGGCUACGGCGCCACCCCGGACCGCAUCGAUGCCGUCGACCACCAGGCGGCCGUCAAGGUCAUGGACGCGCUGGGGAUCGCAUCGCAGGCCGGGGAUGCGGGCAAGAGGCUCAUCAGCAUCAGUGCGUUGGAUCUGCGUGAUCGGGAGAACAAGCCUGUGCCGGACUGGUAUGACGACAAUGACAAGAAGCAGAGUGAUGGGGUCUGGAAGGCCAUUGGCAACUUCAUGAAGGCCAAAUUUGAAGCAGACAAGGAUCUGAGGACAGGGAAUGAGAAGCGGGGGCUCAAAUACACCAUGGUGAGGCCGGGAGGGUUGAGCAACGAUCCUGGCGAUGGCUUUGUCAGUGCCGGGAAGGUACACUUGGGCAGGAUGGUGAAGAGGCAAGAUGUCGCCAAGGUUGUUGUUGAGUCCAUCAAGAACGACGAUACCAUCGGGCUUGCCUUCGAUGUUGUUGGAGGGGAAGACAUCAUUGCCGAGGCUGUGAAGGAAGUCGGAAAGGGGAGGAUCGAUACCUUCGAGGGCUUCUACUAG